Paraglomus brasilianum is the source of this 2670-nucleotide messenger RNA. Lineage: Eukaryota; Fungi; Glomeromycota; Glomeromycetes; Paraglomerales; Paraglomeraceae. The record is from the annotation of a GenBank genome assembly.
AUGACCCAAGUCACAGAGUCACCAUAUCGAACAGAAAAGUAUUUGCACCUUCACGAAAGUGAGGACGACUACAUUCACGGCGAGCAAGACCUGCUUAGCAACGAGACAGUCUUCCCUAAUGAGUUAAAUCACACACAAGCUGUCAACCUAUUCCCCACAGGCCGUGCCAAUAUCUCCGACCUUCCGCGUUUCUUCACCCAGCCUGUCCGCAGCCACCACGAUGACGACGAUAACCAGUUUGCAGAAAGCAGUCAGAAUAUACUAAGGCGGUCGAUUGACUUUAUGAAAAGCAAAGUGAAAGGAUGGCGGAUUCCCUACGUGCGAACUACGCUACUCGUUCAUUCUAAUGCUUCUCCAAAGGACAUUGUUCUUCCACAUGACAUAUCAGACAUGGAGCAUAACAGACACCAGAAACGUAGACUCAAGCGAACUCUGACUGACAUUCCGUCGUUCUAUUCGGCAACGCAUCAGCCCAUUUUACAUUCUCCUAACAGAUUUCUGCCCCAAAUCCAUGCGAUCAUCACUACAGACAUUCAUGGAAAUAUUUUGAAUGCUAACGAUAUUGCUAGUUUAGUCUUUUGUUAUCCGAGGUCGGAACUAUGCAGUAUCAAGGCUCUUGAUUUGAUAGCAAGUUCCUUUUCCGAAAAGCAAAUUAAGGCUUGGACAAAGUCAGAGAACGGAGAGGAGAAUGAAUCGGUAUUGGCAUGUGGUAAAGUCAUAACGAUACAAAAGAAAAAUAACGAGGUGUCAGCUGCUUCUUUAUGGCUCAAAGGAAAGAAGGAUGAUUGCGGUAAUUCUAUAUUCAUUUGGAUCUUCCAGGAAAUUGUUGAAUCGACAAUGGAUAUCGAAGUCAACCAAGAGGGAACAAUUCUCAAAGCAUCUGGUGACCUAAAGGCUCUCUACAGCUGUCCCCCCGAAGAACUGGAAGGAACUAAUAUAACCACUUUAAUACCUAAACUCGAAACAAUCUCUGUAUCCACAGACGGUUCAUCAAAACCUAUUCUAAACAUCGAACAAAUAAACAAGACCAAAUUUUACGGCAGCUACUCUGCUCUCAGAGAAAAUUUCCCGAUUAUUGGAAAGAUUGUGCGCAAGAACGAGACCGCAAAUGAACCGGGAUCAGAGGCUAUGGACGUAUAUCGGUUUAAAAUCGUUUCUAUCUCGCCUAUUGUAGGAGUUAUUACUGCUUAUUCGUCGGGGAUUAUUCAGUCAUGUAGUCCGGAUCUCGCAAAAUAUUUGUUUGGAAUAAGUGGACAAGCAUUGAUCGGAAAGAAGAAUAUACAGUCUUUGUUACCACAAUUUCCGGGUUUGAUCGAGAUCUUGAAAUCAGAGAACGAACUAGUCGAGGGAACUGUAAUAUCUGAGAGUGCGUUCCGUCAUGCCGCAAUCUUGCUCAAGUCGACGUAUUCUAAUUAUAUCUCUACAACGAAAAUUUCCGCGUCUCCCCUACUUACACGCGGACCGUCUGGCAUUGCCGCGGUGCAUAGAGAUGGGACCGAAUUUAAUAUUGAUAUACAGAUGCGAGUAGUCGAAUCUUCUAACGAGCCGUUGCAUGCAUUAUGGAUAACAUACGACAGAAGCCUGGAAAUGGUUCCAAGCGAAAAUGACAAAGCUCGACCUGCCAUAGCAGAUUCAAAGAAAGAGGACGAGACAAAGACCGAAGAGGCAAUGCAGAGAGAAGAAACUGUAGACGAUGAACAGAGCAAUAGCGAUGAUGAAGAAAAAUUCCCAAUGUCGAAAUUCCUGGCCGCUGGUGGAAAACCUCCAACGCAAGUGGCCGAGGAUGGUGCGUUACCUGAUGCUAAUCCACCGGUAGUUUCAUCAGGCGAAGAAUCGUUUGAUCCUUGUUUGUAUUCGGCCGUUACUCAUGCAAAAACCAUUGAUGAUUACAAGAUUCUACGCAUCUUGGGAGAAGGUGCUUAUGGGGUUGUCAAGUUGGCAUACAAUAUGAAAGAUCCCGAAAAGAAACUAGUGGUAUUGAAGUUUGUCUUCAAGUCAAAGAUUCUUGUCGACAAUUGGAUACGUCAUAAAAUACUUGGUAAUAUUCCAUCAGAGAUACACAUUCUCCAUACACUCCGGCAACUCUCUCAUCCAAAUAUAGUACAAAUGACCGACUUUUUUGAAGACGAAAACCAUUACUACAUUGAAAUGAAUCUUCAUGGAACAGGAAUGGACUUGUUUGGGUACAUAGAACUCGACGCUUCGAUGCCCGAAACUGAAAUCAAAUCGAUAUUCCGACAAGUUGCCUGUGCGAUUGGGCAUUUGCACAAGAAUAAUAUCGUGCAUAGGGAUAUCAAAGACGAGAACGUUAUUUUGGAUGAGGAUGGCACUAUACAGUUGAUUGAUUUUGGGAGUGCUGCAUAUAUUCAAGACGGCAAGAAGUACAAUACAUUCCGUGGAACUUUGGAUUAUGCUGCGCCCGAGAUGUUGACUGGUCGGGAAUAUGAUGGUCCGCCGCAAGAUAUCUGGGCUCUUGGUAUCUUGUUAUAUACGCUUAUAUAUAGAGAGAAUCCAUUCUAUAAUAUAAAUGAGAUUCUUUCAAGAGAUUUACGUAUUCCGUAUAUAUUGUCAGAAGGUUCUAUUGAUCUUAUAAAAAAGAUGCUAAGCCGCAACAUAGACAAGCGUCCGACAAUAUUUGAAGUACUCAAUCAUCCUUGGUUAGAAGAGUGA